AUGACCCCAGAGGACUCGAGGCUGCUGUGUCCCUCUGCAGGGGAGGACUCCAUUAGCACCUUGGGCCUGAUCCUCAGCGUGGGGCUGUCACUGCUGCUCGUGUCCAUCCUCGGCUACAGCCUGGCCAAGUGGUACCAGCGUGGGUACUGCUGGGAGGGGCCUAAUUUUGUCUUCAACUUGUACCAAAUCCGGACCCUGAAGGAUCUGGAAGUGGGGCCACCCUUCACCAUCAGUGGCCAUAUCAGCAGUCCAGAUGGCGGCUACAUGAAGUUCUCCAACGGGCUAGUCURACUGGGGCAGCACCUGGCUUCUAGAGCCUGGGAGAGGAACAGACUCCUGGCUUAG
Urocitellus parryii (Arctic ground squirrel) is the source of this 345-nucleotide messenger RNA. It is a transcript of the gene Smim35, whose product is annotated as small integral membrane protein 35. The record is from RefSeq and is a predicted model, not a curated record. NCBI's taxonomy places the organism in Eukaryota, Metazoa, Chordata, Mammalia, Rodentia, Sciuridae.